This is a messenger RNA of Formica exsecta, 1645 nucleotides long. It is a transcript of the gene MrgBP, whose product is annotated as MRG/MORF4L-binding protein. The record is from RefSeq and is a predicted model, not a curated record. Lineage: Eukaryota; Metazoa; Arthropoda; Insecta; Hymenoptera; Formicidae. Gene Ontology annotation, biological process: regulation of transcription by RNA polymerase II. The coding region runs from base 363 to 1109 and encodes 248 amino acids. The transcript is spliced from 4 exons. Gene Ontology annotation, cellular component: nucleus; NuA4 histone acetyltransferase complex.
GUGCUAGUGAGUUUCUUAAGCCCGUAUCAGAUAACACAUUAGAAAUUUCGGAAAAAAUUUUCUUUUCGAUAGCCAAUUGCGUGACACUGUGUCCACCUGUGUUUCCUUGCUGGAAACACGUGUUUUCCUUGCUUAGUGCAAAUAUACAUAAACAAAGCACAUUUAAAAAAAUUAUUGUAUUUUCCAACGUGAUACGUAUCAUAAAUACACGAUAAAUAAAUUGAUCUAAUACAUCGUUUCAGAAGAGGACCAAGUGAAAAUCCAAAAAGGAAAGAAGCAAAAUUAAUAGAUUGAUCAAUAAGUCAAGUGAUUGAUAUUCAGUCUAAACAAUUGUUUCUUUCGAGUGUCUAGCAUAAUCAGACAUGUAUAAGAUGGCUGUAAAAGAAAAACAAACGGAGUCUUUAUUUGAGGAGAUAGAAUGGAACGUGGAGAAUGAGAUUCAACUUUUCUUCUCUAUGAACGGACACAAACCAGUUGGUGUUAACAAAUACUUUCAUAUGGUGUGCAUAUGGGAGAAAUUUCGUGCUGCCAUUCACAAGGAUGUGUCACUGAAGAUGAUAUGGGAUCAUUUGGAAUCUAUGUACGAUCUUAUGGCUUUGGAUGAUAUGGAAGAUUUACCUUUUCCCAGUCAAGAGAUGGAUUUUUCUUUACCGGAGACAGAAUUUGUAGCAAAGCCUCGAAAGAAGGAAGAAUUGGAGAUAAAACUGAAAGAUCAGAGAGAUAAAUAUAAAGAGAUUAAGAAAGAAAAGGAUAUUAAGGAAAGUUUAAAAAAAGACAGUGCACUGCGUGAUUUUAAAGGAAGCAAAGAUAUGGAAAAGAAGAAGGAAGAAAUGAAGAAAUACGUGAAAGAAAUGGACAUCAAGAAAGAUAAGUUUAGGGAUGUGAAAGAUACAAGGAAAGAACAUAAAUCUUCGAAAGGUCGUUCAAAAGGCAAAGACGAUUCAGAAGAAAGUGCAUCAAAUGGAAAGAAGGAGCGUAAGGAUUCCGAAUCUAGUCGCGAACUUUUGAAAAGAAUCCCCAAGAGGCCAACUAGGCAAAGUGUGGACAGUUCGUCCAAAGCUUCUUCUAGUCCACGUGAUACACCUCCUCCAAAGCGAAGAAGGAUAUAACAGUUAUCGUAAACGUGGAAACAUUGUCACAUUUAUAUCUCAUGUUGAGUCCAAGUUGUAUAAUUUAUCAUAUAUGAGUAUUAUAAUAUAUAUUCUAACAAUAUGAACAUGUAUGUAUAUAUAUGUGUACGUAUGUAUGUAUUUAUAUAUAUACAUGAACCAUUUAAUUUUUAUAAAAGAUUUUACACAUAUUAUGUAGCUUAAAUAUAUUAUCAUAUUUUCUAUAAACAUCUUUGUUUUUUAAAUGUUUAAUGCUCAAAUGAAAGAAAGAGGAGAAAAGAAUAAUAAUAAAUUCACUUUUAAUACGUAAUAUAAAAAGAAGUGGGAUAUUUUUGCAGUAGUUCAGAAUAGAGUAAAAAUUAUCUGAAUUAUGUAGUUCUAUUUUAUAGUUUUCUAUUUUUUUGAGAUAUCAAACUUGCUGCACACAUACUUUCCUAUAAUUCCUAUUGUUCCAGAAUAUACAAUUGUUUUAUGAAAUACAGAAAGUAAUGCGUAUUUAUAUCUUGCUAUUAAAAUAAAAAAUAAAAUAAAAUGUA